AUGUCGACCUUGGAGAAAAUCGACGAGAAGAAGCAUGGGUAUACGCUGGGGACCGUGGCGGAUGAGUCCGGUUCCAUUGAUACCAUCGCGGCUUUAGUCGCAGCGGAUCACCAGCAUGAUAUUAAGCUCCGCACGAUGUCCUGGAAGAAGACCGCCUGUCUGCUCGCAGGCGAACAGGUCUGCCUGGCGAUUAUGGCGCAGUCCUGGUCCCUCUCAGUGCUCGGCUGGGUACCCGGCAUCAUUACGAUGCUUCUCUCGGGGAUUCUGUUCUGGAUAACCUCCAUGACCAUGCACAAGUACAUCAUGAAGUACCCUCAAAUUCUGGAUAUCUGCGACUUCGGAUACCACGUCUUUGGGCGAAGCAAGGCCGCUUAUGUCUUCUCAGCCUUCAUGCUGUUGGCCAAUAAUAUCCUUCUCAUCGGGUUCCAUAUCCUCACGGGGGCCAAGAUUCUCAACACUCUCUCGGACCACUCUCUUUGCACGGCCGUCUUCUCGGUGAUCGCGACCAUUAUGGGGAUUGUCAUGGCGGUGCCGCGGACUCUUCAGCAUGUCAGCUUCAUGUCAAUGUUUUCCUCUGCGUUCAUGGGCCUUGCGAUCCUUCUCUUCCUCAUUUUCGCCGGUAUCGAGAAUGCUCCUCUGUACGGAUACGGCGGCAAUUAUCCGUCUCUAGGGCCGGUCAAGACCUAUGCAUUCCCACUUCCUGGCACCACCUGGGUUAACUGCAUGAACGCCGUACUCAAUAUCACCUUCCUUUGGGUACCCCAGAUCCUCUUCCCUUCAUUCAUUGCCGAAAUGGAGCGUCCGCAAGAGUUUCCCAAGGCGUUGGCCGUCCUGACGGCGAUUUCCGUGAUUCUCUUCAUUGUUCCGCCCGCAAUUGGGUUCCGAUACCUGGGACAGUAUUCCACGGCCCCUGCCUUUGGCAGUCUUGGGGUUGUCUCCUACAAGAAAGCGUCCUUCGGCUUUGUGAUUGUCCCUACGCUCAUCAUCGGAGUGAUCUACGCCAAUGUCACCGCCAAGUUCGUCUACCUGCGCAUAAUGGGCAAAUCCAAGCACGCCCAUAGCCACACCGUCAUUGGAUGGGGUGUGUGGAUACUUGUGAUGGUCGUCAUCUGGGUGCUUGGUUUCGUCUUCGCUGAGGUGAUUCCCAGCAUGGGUGAUUUUUUGUCCCUUCUGAGCGCGGCGUUCGACUCGUUCUUCGGCUUCAUUUACUUCGCAGUCGCUUACUGGCAAUUGAACCGCGGAAUGCUAUUCAGGGGCCCAUUUCAGACCUUGAUGACUUUGACAAACAUCUUCAUUUUGGCCGUGGGUUUGUUCAUGCUCGGCCCAGGCCUGUAUGCUGCGGUCGAGGCUAUCAUCGCCGAUUACUCCGGGUCUACGAAUCCGGCUUUCAGCUGUGCUAAUAUGGCUAUUUAG
This is a messenger RNA of Penicillium chermesinum, 1413 nucleotides long. RefSeq lists its product as uncharacterized. Gene Ontology annotation, cellular component: vacuolar membrane. Gene Ontology annotation, molecular function: amino acid transmembrane transporter activity. Gene Ontology annotation, biological process: amino acid transmembrane transport. The coding region runs from base 1 to 1413 and encodes 470 amino acids. Lineage: Eukaryota; Fungi; Ascomycota; Eurotiomycetes; Eurotiales; Aspergillaceae. The record is from RefSeq and is a predicted model, not a curated record. The transcript is spliced from 5 exons.